Messenger RNA from Plasmodium malariae, 4386 nucleotides. It is a transcript of the gene SRPK2, whose product is annotated as serine/threonine protein kinase, putative. The record is from RefSeq and is a predicted model, not a curated record. Bases 1 to 4386 code for a protein of 1461 amino acids. Gene Ontology annotation, biological process: peptidyl-threonine phosphorylation; peptidyl-serine phosphorylation. Gene Ontology annotation, cellular component: cytoplasm. Gene Ontology annotation, molecular function: ATP binding; protein serine/threonine kinase activity; protein tyrosine kinase activity. The transcript has a single exon. Lineage: Eukaryota; Apicomplexa; Aconoidasida; Haemosporida; Plasmodiidae.
AUGCUAAAGGGGGAUUGCUUAAUUUCACUUUUUGACAUAGUUGAGGAGUUCAAUAACUACUGCAUGCUGUAUAAAAAGAAGCAUGCUAACAGUUUUAAUAUUUCUAGUAAUGUGCUUACAAAAAAUGAAAGAAAUAAGGAGAUAAAUGAAUUUAAUUAUAAAUUUAAUGAUUUUAUGAACAAACUUAGCAUUUUGUAUAAAUGCAUUUUAGAGAAAAAGGGUACGAAUAAGGAUGAUGAAGUAGAAGGUAACAAAAUUAAUAGCAAAGACACUGAUGAAUCACAAUAUUUCCAUUAUAAUAGUAACGAUAUUGGUGAAACUAUAUGCAUACAACAAAAUAAUGACGAAAUAGACGAAGGAGAUAGAGCAGGAUCUGAUAAGGAUGGAAAGUUUUAUUAUAAAUGUACUAUUGAUAUGGAGGAUGAGUAUGACAAGAUUAAAAAUUUGAAUACGGAGAAAAUUUUAAAAGAAAGAAAUAAAAGAAAGAUUGACGAAAAGUUGGAAUUAGGAAAGAUUAAUAAGAUGUGGAGCAUGCAUGAGCAAAAUCCGAAAUUAUCAAGUUCUACAAAUAGGUAUGAUAUAUUAGCAGCAUGUAAUAAUAAUAAUAAUAAUAAUAAUAUUGAUUAUAAUAAUAAUAAAUAUCAUCUAGUAACAUUUGAAGAGUUCCCGUUCCAUUCUAACAGUAAUUCAAGUAAUUCAAGUUCAUUAACAAACACGGAAGACUCAAGCAAUGAAAAUAAUGAUUUUACAGUUAAUAGGAGAAGUGAUGUCUUAAUAAAAUAUGUUACUGGGUUAGACUAUACACUAAAUGUUAGAAGAGUAUCUAAAGAAUAUUUAAUUGAAGAGAUUAAAGAAUUUUAUAGAAUACAUAACAAUAGUAUUAAGUUAGAUGAAUAUUCCAAAUACUUAAGUUAUGAAACUAUAAAUAUGCUAAAAAAAAAGGUGGAUAAUAAUAAAAAUGGAACCUUUGAUUUUAUGGGUAAUUAUAAUAAUAUUUUUAAGGCGGAAAAUUUUUUUUUCAAUGUUCCUAUAAAUUAUUUUUUUAUUAGAAACUACGAGGAACAAACUGGGGUUACUAUGUCCUCAUCGAAUUAUACAAAUUAUGAAAAAAGUUUAAAUGGUGUCAAUACAUAUUCACUGUCUAACAAUUCAUCCAGUAUCAAUGGAAACAACUAUAACAUAUAUACAGAUAGUAUACUAUUAAGUAGAAACAAUUCGUAUAACAAAUGCAAUUCUCCUAUGUUUGGAUCAGAUGAUCGUCAGUUAUCUCCAAAUUUUGGCACGUAUAAUGGAACUAAUAAAAGUGAAGAAGUCGAUAAUUAUGAAGAUGAGAAUUAUGUGAGUAGUGAAAAAUAUCAAAUUGAUGAAAAUAACAAAUUUUAUAGAAGCCCAUAUUGCUAUAACGAAGAGAUAGAAAAUAAACAUUUUAGAUUCAAUUCAAAAAAUGAACCAAUUGCAGAAAAAGAUGAAAAAUUAAAUAAAUGUUCAACUAUUCCUUCAAAAAUGUUUAAUCAUUUUUGUAAUUCACCCAAGAGUAACAGCAAUAUUUAUGAGAAUGAAGAUAAAGUAACUAGAAUUCAUGGUUAUAUCGAAUCAGAGAAUUAUGAAACGUGUGAGAUAAAUAACAUAGUCAAUAAAAAAAAUAAUUUAAAUAGUAAUAGAAGUGAUUUUUACCAAAGUAUAAGUGACUUCUACAAAUGUAUGGAAAACCAUAAUUAUUAUAAUUGUUCGCAGGGGAAGAACAACAUUAACAAUUAUAGUUACAGCAAUGACAUGGACAGAAAUAACAAAGAAAGUAAGAACAAUACUAUCAAUGACAAUAACCAUGAUAACAGUGAUAACAAUAAGAACAAUAUCACGUAUAAUGCCAGAAGCAGCUCCCCUUUUCUGGUUAGCAAUGAAACGAGCGUACAAGGAAAUAGUAUAAAUUUCCAGGAGAAUGGGAAAAAUAUAAAUAAUUUAUACUUUGAUGAUGAGCUGUCUAACGCUAUAACACUAGAGAAUGAACCAUGUAUAAAUAAAGAAAUGGACGACAACAGAGAGAAUCAUUUGUCUGAUAGGAAUAUUAAAGAUACAAACACUUGUUACGAAGCAGAAUGUAAAUAUAAAAGUAUAUCUGAGGAGGAUAAUGUAAUAAAGAAGGAAAAACUAAUACAAUAUGAAAAAGAAGAAAACAGGUGGAUUGAUGAAUAUUGUAAUGGAAAUUAUAAUUUAUUUAGAUCAAAACAGUUAAAAAAAAAAAAAGAAUUAAAGUUUAAUGGUGAAUAUAACGUAACUAAUGAUAUUCUAAAACUUGAAGACACAGGAAAUAACGUGAAGAAUGAAAGAAUCAAUAUUAAUCUUAGAAAUGGUCAUUAUAAUGGUGAUAACGACAGUCACAAUCGCAGUGAUAGUGACAGCGAUAUGGGUACAGUUAAGGAUGUCAUUUUGGAGAACGAAAGUAAUUACGACAACACAUAUAAUGUAAUUAAUCUAAAAAUUGUGUAUGAAACAAAUAAAAGCGAGUUUUGCAUUUUGGAAGAAAUGAAUUUCUUUCCAGGUCAAAUAAUUAUAAAUAAAUAUAAAGUAAUAAAGGUUUUGUCCAAGACUAAGUUUAGCACUACCUUAAAAUGCUUAAAUAUUCUUUAUAAAAGAGGUGGAAAACGGAAGGAUGUAUGUUGUACAAAUAAAACCACGAAGGAUGAAAAAAUAAAUGCUAAUAAAAAGAAUAUUUAUGAUAAUGUGAUUAAUUUUGAUACACAAAAAAUGUCAACAGGCUUUAAAACAAAAAAUGCUACCUGCAAUGGUCAUAGUAUACACAAUAAAUACCUUAAUAUGGAAAGAAAAUCUCUUUUAACAAACAAAGGGAGAAUAAAAAAAGAUUAUAAAUAUGUCUGCUUAAAAGUGAUGAAAAAUGGAAAGAGUUUUUUAGAUCAAGGUUUAUUUGAAUUGAUAGUUUUGAAUAUGCUAUCAAGUGAAAGUAAUACCACGAAAGGUGAUAGCUAUUGCACAUUGACUAAUAAAAAUAUUAUACAACUCUAUGAUUAUUUUUAUUUUAAAGAGCAUUUAGUUAUAGUAACUGAAUAUAUGCAAAGUGACUUAUACAAUUAUUUUAUAAAAAAGGGGAAAUUAGGAACAUUAGGUCAACUACAAAUUUUAGCUAAGAAUUUAUUGGAUGGUUUAGCAUAUAUCCAUUCGAAAAAUUUAAUUCACUGUGAUUUAAAACCUGAAAAUAUUAUGAUAAAUAUGAAGAGAGGGAAAAAUGUCUCGAAAAGGGAUUCAAAAGAGGAGACAGACGUGAAAUAUAACACAAAUAAUACAGAAGAAAAAGCGGAAAAUAAAUUUAAUUCAACAACAUCAAAUUUAUCAGGAGCAUUAAAAAACCGUUCAUUCGUAAACAGUUAUAAUGCAUAUAUCGCAGAGAGUUAUGAACCUAGUUUUAUGUCAAAUGAGAAUGAUAUAAAAGAUGUCGGCGAGAUCAAGUGUAAUUCUUACCAGGAGGCAAAUAAAAGUGAAAAGAAUAAUUUAGUUAUCCUCAAAAAUUUACAUGAAAACAAUGAAACAUGUGAAAAAGAUAAUAUUUUAUUAUCAAAAUGUGGUAACUAUUCGAGGAAGUGUUAUGACAAAUAUGCAUAUGAAAAAGACACUAAUAUUUAUAAUAAUAAAGGAAACUGUUCAAAUAAUUCCGAUAAAACUCAUAUUUUUAGUUGUGAAAAAUUUGACAAAAUAAAAAUAAUAGAUUUUAAUAGUUCUAUAUAUGAAAGUGACAAAUUAGAAAUGUAUGUUCAAACAAGAUCUUACCGAUCCCCUGAGGUGUUGUUACAACAAAACUAUGAUAGAAAAAUUGAUAUGUGGAGCUUGGGUUGCAUAUUAUUUGAAUUUUUAACUAAAAAUAUAUUAUUUGAUCAUCAAAAUAUAUAUCGUUUUAUAUAUUCUAUAGUGUCUUAUAUUGGGCCCUUCCCAUUUUAUAUGAUAAAUGGAUGUAGAAUACCUUAUGUUUUUACAAAACAUGGAUUAAUAAUACUAAACAAAAUAACGGUUGAUAAAAAUUAUGAUAAUUAUUUUAAGGAAGAACAAGUUCAUGAAAUAGAUGACGAUCCAGUUAUCUUUAACUCAAAAGAUUUCUUUCGUCUAAAUAAAAAUGAAAAUUUUAUAAAUGAUUUAUUAAGAAAUAAAAGCACAAGCCAAAGUUCACAGUUUCUAUCUAAAGAACGAAAUCAAGAGGUUUAUUACGAUGUCUGUAGUCCUAGUAAUAACCUGUUAAAACAUAAUUUUCAAAUAAGCGAUUUAUUAUUUCUAGAUUUCCUUUUAUCGCUACUUCAGAUAGACCCCUGCAAGAGACUUAAUUCGAUUGAAGCAUUGGAGCACCCAUGGCUCAGGCCACAACUGUACGAAGACGGUUUGUAG